AUGGAAGGCGGCAAAUGCCCAUUCAAAGAGUACGCGAAAAAAAAAAAAAAAAAAAAAGGAGAGAGAGAGAGAGAGAGAGAGAGAGAGAGAGAGAGAGAGAGAGAGAGAGAGAGAGAGGAGAGAAAGAGAGAGAUUGAGAGAGAGAGAGAGAGAGAGAGAGAGAGAGAGAGAGAGAGAGAGAGAGAGAGAGAGAGAGAGAGAGAACGCCUUGCUCAAAGACUAAGGCCAGAUUCACCGAGUCCGGUGGCAAGUAUCACCACUCUCACGCGAUUGGUCCAAAUAUUCACUCGGUUUUUGCCAGGAUUGGCUUCCGAGCUUCCAACCAAACCUACUGCCUGGGCUUUUGUCUGA
This is a messenger RNA of Closterium sp. Yama58-4, 351 nucleotides long. Lineage: Eukaryota; Viridiplantae; Streptophyta; Zygnematophyceae; Desmidiales; Closteriaceae. The record is from the annotation of a GenBank genome assembly.